This is a messenger RNA of Monomorium pharaonis (pharaoh ant), 12064 nucleotides long. Its product is annotated as aryl hydrocarbon receptor nuclear translocator-like protein 2. Gene Ontology annotation, molecular function: RNA polymerase II cis-regulatory region sequence-specific DNA binding; DNA-binding transcription factor activity, RNA polymerase II-specific; protein dimerization activity. Gene Ontology annotation, cellular component: aryl hydrocarbon receptor complex; transcription regulator complex; cytoplasm. NCBI's taxonomy places the organism in Eukaryota, Metazoa, Arthropoda, Insecta, Hymenoptera, Formicidae. Gene Ontology annotation, biological process: regulation of transcription by RNA polymerase II. The transcript has 14 exons. The record is from RefSeq and is a predicted model, not a curated record. Bases 3478 to 6657 code for a protein of 1059 amino acids.
ACUUAAUAUUACUUAAUAUUAAAAUCUAAACAGUUUAAUAAAUCUCUAGAUUUAAUAUUUUUAACAAUCAUAAUAACAAUUUUUUUACUUGUAUCUAGAAUGAGAACAAUGGGAUGUUUUUUCAAUAUUUUUGUGAUAUUUUACUACAGUCUACAUAUAAAGUUGUUACAUCGAAAUUGUAGACUAUAACUUAUUUGCAGACAAAUAGAGAGAAAAGAAUUCAAUAUCUCGCACGAUCUUCGACUAUAUACUGCAAUAAAAGAGUUAUAAAUGUAUAUUUACUUUGAAUAAGAAUUGAUAAAAAAGAAGAAAUGUCGAUGUCACAAAAAUACAGAUUAUUGGAUUGUAGCGGCAAAUAUAUGAAAUGUCACGUGGAAUAAAACCUUAUCGAAUAAUACGACGUGCGCGCGAUUACUGCGAUUACUGUUUUGAGGAUCACAUUUACGAAUUUUAUUUGUCCAUUCGUUUGAAACACGAACCGCAUACAGUCGGAAAAAAUCGCAGAUAUCAGAUCGUCGCAUUGGGUAGAUCGGACCAGAAAUACAAUGCUUCGUUUGUUAUACUCACACUGAUAGAAAUUUAGCAAACUGCGCAAUCCAUUUUUUAAACAUUGACCUUCGCAUUCUCUGCAAUAUCGCUUGAUGCAUUUGGACUCCAUUAUACUAGCUAAAAGUUAUCAAAAAAAUUGCAGAUUAAAAAAAUUUUUUUCUUUUCUAGAUUUAUUUAUUCUUUUUUUAAUGAAAAAAAAAAUUUGGUAAAUACCUGUCAUGAAUUUUAGCCCUGAAAAGAAGAAAAUAAUGGAAAAACUAAUUUCUAAUGAUAUAUGCGAAAUGACUUGCUCGAUAUUUUGCUGUAAUUAAGUAAAUAACUUUUAAAUGAAUAAGUAGACUCAAAUAAACUUUUGCAAGAAUAUUUGUUGAAGUUUUAUUAGUAUAUGUACACAAUUUGAUGUAAUGCUUUUUUCUGAUCAAAUUUGCAAAUAAAUAUAAGAUGCAAUUUUACAUAAGAAUUAAAAGCAAACAAUAAAUUAAAAAUAACUUAAUCUAAUGAAAAAAUUAUGUUUGAAUUUUAUACUUAAACGUAAUAACAAUCUAUGAAAUUUUUAAAUUUUUGGUAACAUUAUGAGAUAAAUACAUCUUUAAAUCACCCUUAAAAAAUUAUUACUCUCGAGUUUUCUUUAAUAUUUUUUAGUCACAACUUUAUGUAUCAUAAAAGUCAUAUAAAAUCCCCGCAAUAGCUCAUCAUUCGACAGAUCGAAGUCCUGAUCAUUGAAAAUAAAUUUUUCUAAUAAUAAACUAUUUGUUUAAGAGAAGCAAGAUAUAAAAAUAAACUUGCAUUGACAUGUUUAACUAUGGUAUAUAUAGUUAGUGCAGUUUAGAAAAAUAUAUUAAUACAUAUACAUAUAUACAAGAAUUUAUGAUAUCUUGCAUUAUGAAUCAUAAUUAACGAUAAAAUACAAUUUUACUAACCAUCUGCUUAAUUAAUUACACAUUUAACUAUGCAAUCUGUACAAUUAAAUAAUAAUGUUAUAAUAUUAUAAGAUUAUACACACAUAUACACACUGAUAUUUUCAUGUUAUGCUGAAAGAAAAUGAUUCGUCGGUUGAAUAUAGUUAAAGGAGUACAUCAUACGAACGCAUAAUAAUUCAUAAUGCGAAAGAGAAAGGAAAAACGGAUACAACGGCUUAUUUCAUUACAUAUAUGCUCCGAAACUUCUUUCUUAUCGCGAAACUGCGGUGUGAGCGACGCCUAAUAACGUAUCGUUAUCACGUCGGUCGCACGAAUAGACGAGCGACGGGAGAAGUCUAGGGGAACGAUUGGUCGUAUCCGCGUGGGGGUAAGCGCUGAUUGGUUAUCGAGAGUGGGGGGUAGCGUUCGUCGUGCAGUUCACGUCCGACUGCCGUGAGUUGCGGUCUCGCUAGUACGCUCCAUUCUGUUUCUUUCUCUCUCGCUUGUAUUCUCCUUUCAUCUUUUUUCUUCCUUUUCAAUCUUCGGAAAAGGCUGCGUGACGUUCAGCGGCUGACACUUUGCAGAUACCCGCGCAUAAGUGCACGAUGUUGCCACGUUGUCGCGGCGCGUCGUAAUUUUUUUUUGGUGUGGUGUGUGUGAAAAACGCGUGGUUUCUCGCGCGCGUUACGUAAUCAUAUCUCUCGCUUGUGGCCGGCAAGUAGUAAACAGGUGACGACGACGGAGGAACGAAGCGGAACGACGGCGUCGCGCCGAUAGCGAUUGACCUUUUAAUAAAACGCAAACCGCGUCGCGUGUAAAUUGCGCAAAAUAGCAGCUGGCCGCUAAUCGACGGUGUUUGGAAUAAAUCACCGCUCCGCAUUACGGUGGACACUGUUCGGUAUACUGUGUCAAGGCCGGCGGCAAGUUCGCGCCUCGUGUGUGUCAGUUCGGAGCGCAUUUUUCUGCGCAAUACCGGAGGAAAAGAACAGAGAGAGAGAGAGAGAGAGAGAGAGAGAGAAAGAGAGAGAGACGAAGAGACGAAGAGAGAAAGAGAACACAUAGAAAAGAAAAGAGAAAUUGCAUCUUUGGUCACCCUGUAUCGCGAUCAUUAAGACUUCGCGAUUGCGAAGUUCCUCAAGAUUUGUCUCUAAUCUACAAGACGAUGUCAAGGCCGGUGUCAACUUCCGGCGAACGUUUUACGAGUGGCAGAAAACGCAUGACAUAGCCGCCACUGUUCAUCAUCAAUUGCACGCGCGCACGCAUUUGCGCGUUCGUCAAAUUGUCAACGAACUUGGUCGGGUUUGGAUAGAAAAUCCAAAUAUAUACAAUUUAGUUUUGGGUUGGCAAGUUUCAAUGUAACGAAUACUUGUGCGCGAAAUCUGCAGGGAAUAGAGUUUGCACGAAGGAACGUCGCACGGUCGAUGUUUGUCGAUAGAAACGCGAAACGCGAUAUAUCGCGAUAGUCGUAGCGGAGUACUCUCCCGCGGGAAUACCAUCGGAACAUUCAACGCCGGCACUGUACGCUCCGGUACGAUCAAUAGAUCAAGCUCGCCUAAUGUUUGUCGUGGAUCGAGGCGAGGCGAGAAUUAUCUCGACGCGCGAAUAAGUUAUCGAGCGACCGCGAUUAAUCACCGACUAACCGGCUAAUUUUAAUUCGACCGGCAAACAAGCGCCGUCGCCAUUGCGAUAAGGCGCCGAGAGAAACAUCGAUUCUCUGCUGACGAUGUGUCUUCGUAUGCUGCUGUUUUUCAGUUCUCCAUAGCGAGUGACACGAGGCACACCUGCGGCCAACUACGACCUAUGUUUAGUUGACGCAAACGAGCGGCUAUUGAGUAAGCUGUGGAUAAAGACGAGUCGCAAUAUCGACACCAUAAAAAUUAUAAGACAAUAUCGACCGAUAGACUGUAGCGAAUUGAAAAAUUUUCUAUUUGAAAUGGCAAACAAGGACGCGAUGGGCGUACGUACUUUGUACGGGUAGACGUAUAAGAGCCACUCUUUCUCUCUCUUUUUUUCUUUUGAAGACAUUUAUAUGUAUCUCGAAAUAUACAACAUGCAGCCCACAGUAUGUGGUCCGCCAAAUAUGUGGUACAAACGGCAUCAGCAAGCAUCCCUGAGGGAUUUGCAACCCCCGCAACCCCCGCAACCCCCGCAACCUCCGCAGCCCCCGCAGCACCCGCGGCAACAGAUUCUCCAUCCGGGGAUCGGCACGGAUGAACACCUGCUGUAUCAAUCGCAGCAACAAAUUCUCUAUCCAAGGAUGGAUAAUCUCGCGCCCCAGCCGCAGCAACAAACUCUCAAUCGCAUGAAUAAACCUACGCAUCAACCGCAGCAAGAAACUGAUCCAGAGAAGAGUAAAAGCAUGCCAUCAAGCACCCUUACGCACCUUGCCAAGGAGUGGUCAUGGUCAAACUUGGUUCAGACUUGGCGGGGAGAUACGAAGUUCGAUCGCCGCAGAGGCAGCUGGGGAGUGUCCGACACGAGACUCCUAAUGGAACCAGACGAAAUACAUCUAAGCAAUAGUUCACGUACUACGCGAAACCACGCGGAAAAGCAACGUCGCGAUAGUCUCAACGGAUGUAUAUCGGAGAUGGCAAUUGUCGUGCCGAGUAUUGCUGGAAGUUCGAGGAGAAUGGACAAAAUAUCCAUUCUAAGAUUAUCUAGCGCCUACCUGAGGGUUCAGUACACAGUUGGAAGUGGCACGAAGAAUUUUCUUCCCCCGCUUUUGAAUGUUAAAUCUGAUUUUGACCUGGAACAAUUUUUUGUCAACAAUCUGGUUGACGGCUUCUUCUUCGUAGUUACCGCAACAGGAAAAAUUGUCUACAUUAGUCGACAAGGGGAGCAAUAUUUCGGUUGUCAACAUCAGAACGAGUUGCUGGGGCAUUCCCUGUAUGAUUACAUCUAUCCCAAGGAUCAUGGCGAUCUCACGCGUAAUCUUACGCCUGACGGGAUGCAGCCGAUGUCGUCGACGGGCGGUGUAGCGCAGGGGUCCGAGGUGGCGCAUGACAACAAUAGUUCCAGCUCCUCCGAGGAAUCGACGACAAAUCAUCGGACGAACGAAAGGAUCAAGCGCUUCCGUGAGCAGAGGCGGCACUUCACGAUCCGCAUGAUACAUAAAUCCAAAAAUCCCUCUAAGCAGAACGACCUGUCGCCGCAGUAUGAGUGCUUUAACGUUUCGGGUCGCCUUAGACUCGCGCAGACUUGCACGGAUACUAACGGGAAGAGAGAAAGGCAACGAGAGAUGGCGGGCACUAGCAACGAUAUCGUUUUCGUCGGCGUAGCAACCUUGUCAAAGAAGCAGUCCAUCACCAAAUUGUCGAUACUGGACGCCAGUAAAAGCGAGUAUUGGACGCGGCAUCUGGUCGACGGACGUAUCAUAUGUUGCGAUCACAGGGUGUCGGUCGUUGCCGGGUACUUGUCGGAGGAGAUACAGGGCCUGAAUGCAUUCGCCUUCAUGCACAAGGAUGAUUUCAGGUGGCCGAUGAUCGGUCUACGGCAAAUGUACGACCGUGCAGAAACUUUUGGCUCGUCGUGCUACAGAUUACUCACAAGGUCCGGUGAAUUUAUCUACUUACGGACCCAAGGUUAUUUGGAACUUGACGAAAAUACGCAAACGGUGGUGUCUUUUGUUUGCAUCAAUAGCCUGGUUUCGGAAGAAGAAGGCAUCCGCCUGAUGAAAGAGAUGAAAGAACGGUUUUCUGCGACCGUGCCCGCAAGUAGCAGAGAUCUCAUUCGGCCUGCCGACAUUAACACACCAAUAGAAUCGAUCUCAAACUCCCAGUCAUCGGAUCCGAAAUGUAGCCUCGAAGAUAAGUCGCAACUCGAGGAUGCUAUUACUCAUCUAAUUAGCGACUUACCCUCACCAGUUACAUCAGAGAAUUGUUUUUCUCCUUCGUUGAUGCCUCACACGCAAUACGUGAAGGCUACCACAUUUUCUCCUCGUACGUCCCCAAGUGCACAAUUCAAGAUUGAUACUAAUAAAAUCAACCGAUGCGCCGUUAUCCAAAAUAAAUCUAAAGUACCUCAGAAGCAAGAAUCCAAACAUACGAUUGGAAAAUUGAUUAAGCCCAGUAGCGCGGAACAAAGCCCAAUAUCAGAUUCGGAGAGUGCAAUGCCGAAUGGCAAGACUUUGUCAAUGUUCGAAAUGAUGAACGCUGGUCACAGCAGUCACGGUAAUGUUCAGAACGCCGAUGUAUCUGUACAAUCGAAAAUUCUUACCCCUCGCAAGCCUGGUAAGAGCUCUCGUGCAUCUCGUAAUCAUACGUCAUGUUUGGACGUUUCUCAAAGCGUGAACGCCCAAGAAAGAAUAAACCAGCGUAAUAUGGGUAUGUUGUCUCCGGGCGCUAUAAACGAAAGUACUGCAUGUAAAAUCAAGGUGGAACGAGGCAUUGAGGAAACAUUCAACUGUAUGGAAAAGCAGGAGUCGAUAAUGCAAUACUUUGACGACAGCGCAAGCGACAGUUCCAUUGUUUCAUCAGGGAUCGAGAUGAACGAUCGAUGUCCAUUGAAAAGGAUAUAUAGUGAUGAAAAUCUUAUGGCGAUGUACAAUAAAAAGAAACUUAACGAUGUGUAUGCAUCGACGAAUACGAAUACGAAUAUGAACAACGAACAGCAGCGCGUUUCCUAUUUGAAAUGCAGAUCUUUCGCAACUGAGUAUCCAACAUACUCGAACGAGUUUAAUCAGUACACUGACGUCAAUUUGCAACCGACAAUAGCGGAGUCGCCUAAUUCGAGUCUGCAUGAAGUUGGAAAUGACUAUCAACAAUUGAUAGAUCCCGCUGCGCCACUAAUUAUGACAAAUCAUGACGAAGAACAAUUUAUCGAGUUGCAAGACCUGAAGGAGGACACGUUGCUAAGUUCAGAACUGGACGCAAAUCCAGAGCUCAUGAUAAAAAUAUUAGACGGUCUACGUAAUGGAUCUGCAGGUUUUGAAAAUUUUAAUGAAGCAAAAAUACAGCAAUUGACACCUGAUGAUCAAAUUGUCAAUGACGAGUUAAGUCGCACGUAUUAUCAGCUAGCAGACAGUAUGGCGUUGCAGGAAUCCCAAAUCAAUGUAUUGGUACGUGAUCUCAAAAACCCAGCUCUUCGUAUCCAAAGAGAAAACUUGUCACAAUUACAGGCCGAGCAUAAUAUGCAGAAGCGAAUGCUUAAAAGUUUACAACAUGAUCACUGUAAAAUGCAAGUGAACAUCAAGCAAACACUUGGAAUCUAAGAAACGGGAUGACAGUCACCUCGCGAAAGUCACUUUCAAGAACGCGAGCUUAAUAUAACACAUCCCGGAAGUUUAAUUAAUAAAAAAAUAAGCUUUUAAAAUUGAGCCUUUUUCCACGAAGGACUAAAACAGAGCUUUCGGUAUUUGCACACGCGCAAUUUACAUAAAACUUCUUGAUUUGUAUUCUGAUUUCACGUUGUGAGAUUACUCUAUUUUGGCAUUAUCGAUAUCAUCAAGGUUUUGCGAGGAAGAUUUGAAUUAUCAGUGUAGCAACGAAUUGAGAUUUGCAUGAGUGCGGGCGCCGUAAAAUCGCUUAGCUCAUGAAGAAGCCAAGGCACUGUUUAAAUUGACCGCAAGUGAUUUCUCUAUUACUAAAGCAGUUGGUGUGUUUGCUUCGAUCUGCGUUUUUUCUCGAUUUCAGCGGAAAAGAAACGAUUGGAAAGAAACAUUGAAAAAAGAACUCGCACAGUCGAGCGAUUAACGCAUAGAAAUGAUUCUUUUUCUUUCCUUGUCGUUUUCUUAACUCUGUGAAAUUAAGGACUUUAUUGCGCGUCAUAUAAAAAAUCGCGCGCCUUGCUCACUAAUUGAUCAUGCAAAAUCGUACAAAACCGCAUUGUAUACUGUUAUUUAAAACGUUGACACAUAAUAAAUAACAGUCGCUACUCAAGCAGAUUUUCUGCAGCGAUCGAGUGUUAUGCAGUUGGCAGUUUUCAAAUUUUACGAUGUAGUGAACAUGUAUAUAUGAUAUACAUUAGAUUUUAACGCAGCAUGGGCCGUGUACGGCAUUUUCCUCGUGCUAACUUACUCGUCGCAUUGAGUCGAGUUUGAAUGCUACCUCUACGAUUAUAUUUAUAUUGGAUGGAUACGAAACCAGUCUGACUUAUUUCAUAAAUAAUUAUUCUAUCAGUUGUAAUUGUUAACCUGUAAUAUUAGAUGUUAAUAUAUAAUACUCAUAAUACUGACGUAUUUUUUAUAAUUGAUAAAAAACUCAUCGAAAAUAUGAAAAGACAAUUUGAUAAUUUUAACGAAUGAUGUUUUAACUUAUUGCAUGUCAUGUAAAUUUUAUUGCGUAUUUAUAUGGAAGAACAAAAUGUUAAAUUUAGGGAUAUGUCUAUAGGAUUGCCACAUACUUUAUAUAGACCAAAUUUAUUCUACUUUAGAGGAGCAGUUAUACUGCAUGUACCUAAAUUCUGUUUUUAUUUAUGUUUAAAUGUUCUGUAAUAUUUGAAAAGUAAAAGUCCAAUUAUUAAAAAAUAACAAUUAGUCAUUAGAAGUUAAUCUUAUUAUUUAUUAUCCCUUCCUCCAAGUGUCAUUACAAUUACUGCUUUAUGUGAUUCUUUUUUUAAAUGUUCUACUUUUAAUAUUUCUGAAAUGUGGUAACCCUAAAUAUGUCUUUAAAUUUUACUAACUUUCUAUGAUUACAUAAAAAACUUCUGAAAAUGUAUUUUAAUUUUGCAACAUAUAAAAAACGUAAUAAUAAAUAAAGUGUAAAUUAUACAUUUAAAACAUAUUACUAUUUAAUCCAUUUUUUAUAAAAAUGAAUUGAUUUACAUAAAAGAUUUUACUGAAUCCGCAAAGUUUUAAUAUAAUUCUCCUAUAAUUUGUUUGAAUAAUUUUUUAUGUCUCACUGACUUUACUAUCCAUUCAAUAUGUUACUACAUAAAUAUAUAUAUAAUAUAUAUUAAUAAUCGAUAUUUUUAUUUCAUUGUUAAUUAACCUCCGCAUUAAUGAGUAGUUGCGUGGAAGUUGACACGAUUGACAUAUAUGUGUGUCAAUUAUUGAGACAAAAUACAUAUUAGCCAAUCGUUGCCAGCAAUUAUUUAUGACUAUGCGGAUCAGCAUAAAUACAAACGUACUGUAUAUUGUCAAAGUGUUUAAAGUAUAAAAGUUAUUAAUAUAAGAGAGUGACGAAAAUUGUACACCUGUCGACGUAUUCAGCACUAGCACUUAACAGAUCUACAAUUUUAUUUAAAUCCUAUGUGUACAACUAAUGUAUGUGUAUGUGUAAAGGCUGGCCCUGUAAAUCAAGAUUUUUAACCUGAUCUCAGAUUAACAGCGUUUUAAGCGUUUCUUUUUUUUUCGAACAAGAAUUUCUCAUUGAGCAUCUAGAAAUGUAUAUCUGUUAUUUGCAGUCAUGUGCUGUUCUCUUCAUAUAUUAGGUUGAUUUAAAAAAUCACUUUUUUUCUACUAUUCACAAAAAAUGAGCAAAUCGAAAACAUAUGAUUUUUUUACCAACUUAACAUGUUAAUUUUCUAUGCUCCUGAAUUCUGUUUGUAUAUACACACAUCGUAUGUCUAUCUUAAUAUAUGUAAUAUUUCGUGAUCUUGCAUUCUGUUAUUGCGUAUCUAUCUGGGAUUUGGAAUUUUAUUAUCAGUUUAUAAAAAAUGCAAAUUGUGUGUACACACACACACACACACACACACACACACACACACACACACACACACACACACACACACACACACACACACACACACACACACAAAAAUGCCAUGUGUAUAUAUACAUAUUUUUAUGUUCAUUGUAAAAAGUUUCGUUAAUUUGUUUUAAUGUUACAUUAAUGUUGAAAUGAGGAAGUCAAGAUAUCAGUUAGUAAAAGGCCUCUAUAUUGUUACGUAUAAUAUCAGAAUUGUGAAAUUUAGAGCAGCCUAUUCUCUCUGUUAGUUAUUUAUCGGUGGAAAAACUUGACUAUCCUCACAUACCGAUUAAUCAAUAAGAACCUAUGUUUUUAUGUGGAAAUCCACCGCUGAAAAAAAGGAGUAUCUAUUUCUGUAUGUAUGAAAUUUACAUUCGCAUAAUUAACGACCGUGCGUAAAACAAGUAUCAAGUCGGCACAACAUCGCCAUUGAUACCAAUUUUUCUCGCGGUCUUGUAGUACAAAGGACAAGUUUAAACUGUCUGUGUUCAGUGUACCUCAUCCUCUUCUCUCUUUCUCUCCAACCAUUUCUUUAUAUCGUCAUGUCGGUGAUUUUACAGUCGUACCGAUAAUAACUGGUAUUAAUACGUCGGCUUUGAAUGUCAGCUUGGUUGUGAGUAUGCUUGGUGAAACAUUUAAAGUAAAACCUGUGGAAAUAUAUAUCUUAAUUGCAGGAACAUACGUGAAAGUAAUAACAGAAGUUGAUUAAUUUAACAGCAGACAAUUUAACAAAGACAACUUUUUUAAUUAUUUUUUCAUAUGUUUACAAUAUUUCUAUUUGAAUUUAUUUAUGAGAAAUGUCACUCAAAGUAAAUUAUUAUUGACAAAGUCAUUGAUAAAAAUCAAAUAUCACAAUUAUUAAUGUUUACAAAAAAUAUGUGCCAUUUUAUAUUAUUUGCGAUAAGUUAUAAAAAAGCAACCAAGCAUUACUACAUUUGUAUGGCAUACUGUGCAUUGUAGUUAUUUAAAAAUGCAUUCAUUGUUACGAAGUGGAGUAGAGGCAUCUAAAUCUUUCCAAGAUGGGAUUAUGUGCAUAAUUAUGUAUGCAGAAAAUUAAAUUAUAUAUGAUUACUGUUAUACAUAUUAGAAGGUAUAAUUGUUAAAACAGAAUUGAGAAAAAAAAACGAAUAGAUCCUCUAAACUCCUUUAUCUUAAGGUAACUAAGAGAGAUAUGUAAAACGGACGGCUGCUCGAUAUUUAUUGGAAAGAAGUGGAUAUCAAUGCAACACAGAUGGCUCUAUGGUUCAUUAUACGCUAAAAUAAAGUUCAACUUUAUAUACCGCUGUAAAUACAUAUAUUGCGUUAUUAUAUUUUAUACUCUGCUGAUUGCACAUAAGCGGCUUUUCGAUUUCUUUCUGUAAAGAGCGAGAGCAAAGGCGAUAAAGUGUGGUUGUGUACUUUCCUCUUAUAUGCCUCCAUACAUGUAUACAUAUAUUAAAUGCAGAAUGUGUGACACGCGUCGAUGCCAUUUAAAUCUUCGUAGGAUUAGUAUAAUCCAACUGUUAUUAUACAUUGCUUUUUAAAAACACAUGAAUUUUGAACAUUCUUAUUUGGGGCAAAAGGUAUCCCUUUUGUAAUAUUUUCAACAAUUAUAAAUUACAUCGAGAAACUUAAAUGUGCUUUUCUACCUUUUUUAUUAAUUGGCAACGAAACUUGUGUCGGAGCAGGAUAUAUACGCAGGAUGUAAACUGUUUAAUUACCCAUCUGAUAAAGAUGAAUUUAAUGUCGUAUUGUAAAUGCUCAGAUAGUGAUCAUUACUUUAUAUUACAUUAGGCAUACCGACGCGAGAAUUAAUUGUAAAUUUUCACGAUGACAUGUAUGGCCCAUUAAAUAUUACGCACACAAUAACAAUAAAUAUUGCGUUUUUCAUAAAAUAAUGGGACAAAAGUUAUAGUGUAUACUUACCUCUCCUGUGCUGAUUGCUGGCACGUUAGUUAAUAUUCCCAUUAGCUUUAUCAUUUUGAACGACCCAUAUGUGAGAACAUGAAUUAUUUCGAAUGAGCCGGCCGAUAAUUAUGAAUAAAAACAUUUGUAAAAAAUUUUCUAAUAUUUAAUCUCAAUGUUAAGCACAAUAUAAAUUUCGAUAGAAUUAUUGAGGAAUGUGUAAUUCACGUGACAAGCCAAUUCGAUAAGAAAUCCACCGUCAAAUUAUUUUAUAAUUUUAUUACAUAUACAUAUAUAUGCAUAUAUAUAUAAUGUACACACACACACACACACACACACACACACACACACACACACACACACACACACACACACACACACACACACACACACAUAUAUAUAUGUAUGUAUAUAUAUGUAUAUAUAAUAUAGACGUAUUGAUAAUACACACGUUUCACGUUACAUACUUUGUCAUAUUGAAUUGAGUUCGACAAUUUUUAUUUUAUAUUGUAAAGCUCAUGAUCAGAAAGCACACAGAUCCAGACUAUUUUAAUAUGUUUAAAAUUUUUUAUAAACAGUAAAUUUUGUUAAUAUGGAAGAUAGACUUGUUAAUUAUUUAUUUAAUUAUUAUGUUGAUACUUAUAUCAUCAUAACACAGUGUAUGUGUAUUAAAAACUAAAAACUCUAUUGGUAUUCCUAUUCCUCUUCUUUUUUUACUUUAUGUUGGAGGUGGAUAAUUUUUAGCAAAGAAUGUGAGAUAAUAGAAAUUACGGAGAUAUUGUGAACGAGUUCAAAGAAAUGAUGCAGUAAUUUAUAAAAAGGUUUAUGAGUUUCUCUUAGAACAGUACAAAUAUUUAUUUGGCACAGGUACUAUUGAUAGUAGAACAAAACCCGUCAAAGAAGAUUGUAAAUAAGAAACAAUUUGUUUUUCAAUUGAAUCAGAUUUUUUGUUUUUUAUAAACGAAGAAAAUUAAUAACGUAUAGUUUGCAUAUUUGGCUAACUUAUUCUAUAUUUAAUAUAUGGCGAAGAAGAUAUGUAUGCGUACAUAAAAAGAGGAGGAAAAUGUGUAAUUGUAACCAAUAAAGAAACAUAAUGAUUGGGAAAAA